Protopterus annectens (West African lungfish) is the source of this 1280-nucleotide messenger RNA. RefSeq names its product replication factor C subunit 3 (gene RFC3). Gene Ontology annotation, molecular function: DNA binding; ATP hydrolysis activity; DNA clamp loader activity. The transcript has 9 exons. Gene Ontology annotation, cellular component: DNA replication factor C complex; nucleus. Bases 12 to 1175 code for a protein of 387 amino acids. The record is from RefSeq and is a predicted model, not a curated record. NCBI's taxonomy places the organism in Eukaryota, Metazoa, Chordata, Ceratodontiformes, Protopteridae. Gene Ontology annotation, biological process: DNA-templated DNA replication; DNA repair.
GCCGUACUUUAAUGAUUGGCUUUACAGUAACGCGGGUUGUUUUUGCUUCGCGGGAAUUAGGUUGCUUGUUUUUGACAGUCUUGUUUAUGUGUGAGAUUUCAGCAAUGAGUCUUUGGGUUGACAAGUACCGGCCAGUGUCGCUCAGCAAGCUUGAUUAUCAUAAGGAACAAGCUUCACAACUCCGGAACUUGGUGCAGUGUGGGGACUUCCCUCACUUGUUAGUUUAUGGACCUUCUGGUGCUGGAAAGAAGACCAGAAUAAUGUGCUUGCUUCGAGAGCUGUAUGGUCCUGGAGUAGAAAAACUAAGGAUUGAGCAUCAAACAGUUGUGGCACCAUCAAAGAAAAAAAUUGAAAUCAGUACGAUUGCAAGCAAUUACCACCUGGAAGUCAAUCCAAGCGAUGCUGGUAACAGUGACCGUGUUGUCAUUCAGGAACUCUUGAAAACCGUUGCACAGUCUCAGCAGUUGGAGACAAGUACUCAAAGGGACUUUAAAGUGGUAUUACUAACUGAAGUUGAUAAACUUACAAAAGAUGCCCAGCAUGCCUUGAGAAGAACCAUGGAAAAGUACAUGGCUACCUGCAGACUUAUUUUAUGCUGCAAUUCCACUUCCAAAGUCAUCCCACCCAUUCGAAGCAGAUGCCUAGCAGUGAGGGUACCAGCACCCAGCAUGGAAGAUAUUUGCCAUGUUCUGUCCAGUGUGUGCAAGAAAGAAAGCUUGUUGCUCCCUCAAGAGCUUGCUCGCAGGAUUGCAGAAAAAUCAGCCCGGAAUCUUCGAAAAGCAUUGCUCAUGUGUGAAGCCUGCAGAGUCCAACAGUAUCCAUUUGCAGCAGACCAAGAGAUUGCUGAAAUAGACUGGGAAGUGUACCUGAAAGAGACAGCUAAUGCAGUAGUCAGCCAACAGACACCUCAACGGUUAUUUGAAGUCCGUGGACGUCUCUAUGAACUAUUAACUCACUGCAUUCCACCUGAGAUUAUAAUGAAGGGCUUGCUUUCUGAACUGCUGAAUAAUUGCGAUGGACAGUUGAAAGGAGAGGUAGCACAGAUGGCAGCUUUUUAUGAACAUCGCCUGCAACUGGGUAGUAAAGCUAUAUAUCAUUUGGAAGCAUUUGUCGCCAAGUUUAUGUCCAUCUAUAAGAAAUUUAUGGAGGAUGGGCUUGAGGGCAUGAUGUUCUAGUCUAAGAUGUGUUGUUGACUGUCUCAGAUUAAUUAUUGUUUGUUUCUAUGGGCAGAAUUAUUUUCUAUUUUGUCUUAGAUAAAAAUAAAGACAUAUUUACAUACA